UGGCGGCCAGAGCGGCGGCGGCGGCGGCGGCGGCGGCUGCGGCCGAGACGCUGGGAUGGCGGGCGCCGGGAGCGAAGCCCGGUUCGCCGGGCUGUCGCUGGUGCAGCUCAACGAGCUGCUGGAGGACGAGGGGCAGCUGACGGAGAUGGUGCAGAAGAUGGAGGAGACGCAGAACGUUCAGCUUAACAAAGAAAUGACGCUGGCCAGCAACCGGAGCCUGGCAGAGGGAAACCUUCUGUACCAGCCCCAGCUGGACUCUCUGAAAGCACGUUUGACCCAAAAAUACCAGGAACUCCAGGUGCUCUUUGAAGCCUAUCAGAUAAAGAAGACCAAAUUAGAUAAACAAUCCAGCAGCGCUUCCUUGGAGACCCUGUUAGCGCUUCUCCAGGCAGAAGGGGCCAAGAUCGAGGAAGACACGGAGAACAUGGCAGAGAAGUUUCUGGACGGAGAGCUUUCUCUGGACUCCUUCAUUGACGUCUAUCAGAGCAAGCGGAAGCUGGCCCACAUGCGAAGAGUUAAAAUCGAGAAGCUCCAGGAGAUGGUGCUGAAGGGGCAGAGACUUCCACAGGCUCCGGCUGCUCUGCCGCCCAGGGCGCCCGAGCCGGUGCCCGCCGCCCCACCCUACGCCACCCCGGAGGCCAGCGGGCCCCCCUCCGUUGUGCCUCGGCGCAUCCCGCCCCCGCCACCCCCGGUGCCUGCAGGACGCCUGGCCACGCCGUUUACUGCCGCCUUGGGCUCGGGACAGGCCCUCCCAUACCCAGUGUCACAGUGCCCUCCCCUCCCCCCCCGAGUGGGCCUCCCUCCCCAGCAAGGCUUCUCCUCGCCGUUCGUGUCACCAUACCCGCCGGCUCUGCCCCAGAGACCCCCGCCCCGACUGUCUCCGCACCAGCCAGGCUUCAUCCUCCAGUGAGCGUCCCUCCGUCUUCCUGGGAGACGCCUGCGCCUGCCGGCCGGGGCUCCGCGCACGCGGAAGCUGUGAGCACCGGCUGCUUGACUGGGGGCUCCAGUGCCCGGAUCCGCGCACCUGUUGGUUUUAGAGCUGUAGGUCCGUGGUAAGUAGACGUAGAACCCUGGUUUCGGACACCUGGGCGGUUGUGUGCUGGGCCUCUGCCUGGCACCCCCGUGGCCACGCCGGCCUGUGUUCUCGGUAUAACUUCUCUCAGUCUUUAGUGUUGAUGAACUUACGCGUUUUGGGGAACAAAGCCUCCCCCCAUUCCCACUUUGGGUCGUGGUCCUCCCGUCGCAGCUUUAUUUAAUAAGCAUGGUUCAUCAUUUCUGCUUUAUUUUCAAAACGGUUCUGUGUGUCCCAGCCCACCACCCACUGCAGCCCCUGGUGGGGGUCAGUCGGGUGGGCCAGCCUGGAAGGUGCUGACUAAAUCUGUGUGGGGAGUCGUCACCCCCCCACACCACUCCCCCUAAACCCUGAGGCUUCACAGCUACCUGCAGAGUUUGCACUUGGCCCACUGCCAUGCCCAGAGGCCAGGCGAGUUGUGGCCAGGUGAGGAGACGGGUGUGAGCUGGACUCUGUCCAGCUCCUCUUCCUCCUGCACCUCGAGCCAGCCCCCGAGGCUUUCUAUGAAGAAAAACUCCCCCCCAUAUUUUUACUGUGUGUGUAAUUUUCCUGUUUUAUAUUGGGAAAGAAAACUUUUUUGACACAUAAGAUCAUUCAGGGAAACUUUAUAAAAAAUGCACAUAUUGUUCUGAGCAGAUUGAGAUGCAGAUGAAGUGAAUGCAAUUUCCUUUCUUGCAAGCGGUGCACGGGUCGCACUGCAGGUGCCUGUGCUGUGCCUUAGCUUCACCUGGUGCCAGGGAGGGGCCGGCCAGGCUGCGGGGCACCGACACCAGCUGCUGCCCAGCGCCCGGGAGGGGCUUGUCUGUGUUUGCUGUUGAAGGAGGGAGAAAAGCCCGCCUGCCUCUAGCGGGACCUCGGGGCACAGGUGGGGCGGGGGUGGGCCUGAGGGACACCAGCAGCGUCUCAGCUUGUCUGGAGAAAGCCCCCCACCGGCCGAUGCUCUGGCCGUGCCCCAGGCUCUUCCUGCCCUUCCGGGUUCUGUCCACAUGUGCCAUUGUGUGAAUUCCCAGGGCCCACCUGCCUGUUGGCAAAAAAAAAAAAAGCCUGGGUGCUGAGUUGUGGCACUCCUGGCCCCGGCCUCGACUGCCCAGGUGAUGGAACACAGGCAGAGCUCAAACGGGUCUGUCCCAGCAGACCCCGGGCGAGGCCACCAACCUUGUCCUCAAUUACCAGACAUUUCUACUCCUGGACUGGAACUCUACUGUAUCAGAACUGUUUCUAAAGAAAAUAGCAGUAAAGGACAAUUUACUGCCCUGCCAAUCAGGUGGGCCUGCCACGCCUGCAUCUCGAGAGCCGUGCCACCCACCCCGUACCUCUGCCGUCCAUCCCGCUGUCGGGAGUGCCCACAGCCCACACGGGGCUCAGCCAAACACGUGUGAGCUCGGCCUUGAUGUGGGGACGGGGCUGCCAGCCUGGCCUCACCAUCUCCAGGGCCGUGACUGAGCUGUGGUUGUAAAGCUGUUAAGACCCUUUUUAAUAAAUAGAGAAUUGUUAAUAACAGAAUUGUUAGUAACAGCCCUGUCGUUUAUUUGCCGGGGGAUGUUUGUGAUGUGUUUGGUUUUAGAAUAUCAGUAAUCAGCAUUCCAACAGGGAAGAUGCCUGGUGUGAUUACUGAAGUUAAACUAAAGGCCACCUUAUGUGUCUGCCUGGCCCAGGUUCCCAGCCCUAAGGGCAGUGUUUUAAUCAGGAAUUCUCAUAAAUGUCAGUAAAGGGCAGAAAGACUCACGUUC
Messenger RNA from Camelus dromedarius (Arabian camel), 2802 nucleotides. It is a transcript of the gene VPS37B, whose product is annotated as VPS37B subunit of ESCRT-I. Gene Ontology annotation, cellular component: ESCRT I complex. Gene Ontology annotation, biological process: protein targeting to vacuole; ubiquitin-dependent protein catabolic process via the multivesicular body sorting pathway; protein targeting to membrane. The transcript has 4 exons. NCBI's taxonomy places the organism in Eukaryota, Metazoa, Chordata, Mammalia, Artiodactyla, Camelidae. The coding region runs from base 56 to 910 and encodes 284 amino acids. The record is from RefSeq and is a predicted model, not a curated record.